Messenger RNA from Sphaerodactylus townsendi, 2671 nucleotides. RefSeq names its product MAX dimerization protein MLX (gene MLX). The transcript is spliced from 8 exons. NCBI's taxonomy places the organism in Eukaryota, Metazoa, Chordata, Lepidosauria, Squamata, Sphaerodactylidae. Gene Ontology annotation, cellular component: nucleus. Gene Ontology annotation, biological process: regulation of transcription by RNA polymerase II. Gene Ontology annotation, molecular function: RNA polymerase II cis-regulatory region sequence-specific DNA binding; protein dimerization activity; DNA-binding transcription factor activity, RNA polymerase II-specific. The coding region runs from base 1114 to 1881 and encodes 255 amino acids. The record is from RefSeq and is a predicted model, not a curated record.
UCCCCGGGCCCCCGGCGGGUCGGCAGGCCGGCUGUGGACGGAGGCGAGCCCUUUGGGGGCUGCCGGGGGAGGGGGGGGAGGGGCGCUUGUCAAAAUAGUCUCGCGCACAUGCGCGCGAGGGCAGCAGCCCUUCCCCCCCUCCGGGAAAUCAGCAGCGGAGCGGUCCUCCGCACCCCCCUCUCGCCCCGAGCGGGCCUGUGGUGCCAAGACAGCCGCAGAGCAAAGUAGGGCUGACCAGCGAAGCCUGCCCCCUUCCUCCUUCCGUCCCGGGGCGGGGGCCCAGCCGGGAAGACCCGCGACGGAGGACAGGGCGGGCGGAGGGGCUCCUCCGGCUGCUGCGAGGGCGCUUCUCUGCGGACCUGCCUUUAGGAUCCCUCGCCAAUUAUUCUCCCGCAGACCCCACGCGGGUGGCAGAAUAGGAAGGCGAUGCACCAGCGCACAGCCCACGGCGCUGUAAUGCUGGACUGCGCUCUGGUGGAGUAGGCGGCAGGAAUGCCCCCCCCCCCUCCUCCUCCUCCUCCACACGAGCGCUGGCAUUUGCAGCAACACCCCGGGGGCUGCCUCAGGGCCCGGCUUCUGAGUCUGAGCGCUGCCGCGGCUGGCCACUGGGCGGGGGAAGUCCUUUGGCGCUGCUGGCAUCUGUGCCACCUUCUGGCAGCGGCUCAUAUUUUGAAUUUGGACCAGCAAACGACUUCGAUGCACUUUGGGGGCGGGCGGGGAAUGAAUGGGCCGGCUGGAGGAGACUGGGCCGAGGAAAACGCUUGGCGCGGGCGAACAUGCCCUCAAAGCGACUCCCAAGCCUGUUGCUGUGCCCUUGCAAGACCCCUGCGACUGGGCGCUCUGGUGCCAACGCGGGUCGCGGGGGAUUCCUGCGAUGAGAAGGAACCGUGUGACUAAAAUACCUUCCCUCGCCCCGCCCCGCCGCAAACAUUGGGCGUUUCGUAGCAAUCGCCGGCUCGACCAGCGCGAAAGCUUCCUGGUCCCAGCUGGACUACAUUUCCCGGCGACCCUCUCGACGGAACUGCGACUGCUUUGGCCGGAAGUGCCCGCCCCAAUGGCGCUGGUUGGCUGGCCGGCGCGUGACGCUGCGCUCGGGGGAGGGGAGGAGUGAAGAUGGCGGACCCGCCGAGCGCCUCUCCGGAGGAACCCUGGCCCGGGAAGGUGGACCCAUCCUUUAGUGACAACGGGUUGGAUCCUGCACUCUUUGUGGAAAGCAGGAGGAAAGGGAGUGUUGUGUCUCGGGCAAACAGCAUCGGCUCCACUAGUGCCUCUUCUGUACCAAAUACAGUUGACAAGGACUGUUCUCCUGCUGCAGAUGACGAAGACUCGGAUUACCAGCAGGAGACCUAUAAAGAAAUAUACAAAGACCGCCGCCGUCGUGCUCACACCCAGGCAGAGCAAAAGAGGCGGGACGCCAUUAAGAAAGGCUAUGAUGACCUGCAAGCAAUUGUGCCCAUGUGCCAGCAGCAGGAUUUCUCAAUAGGCACCCAGAAGCUAAGCAAGGCAGCUGUGCUACAGAAGACUAUUGACUACAUUCAGUUCUUGCACAAGGAAAAGAAGAAGCAGGAAGAAGAGGUCUCCACGCUCCGGAAAGAUGUGAUGGCCUUGAAAAUCAUGAAAAUAAACUAUGAACAGAUUGUCAAAGCUCAUCAGGACAACCCCAACGAGGGGAAGAACCAGGUCUCUGACCAGGUGAAAUUCAACGUUUUCCAGGGUAUCAUGGACUCCCUUUUCCAGUCCUUCAAUGCCUCGAUCUCUGUGACAAGCUUUCAAGAACUCUCAGCCUGUGUCUUCAGCUGGAUCGAGGAGCACUGCAAACCACAGACCCUACGAGAUAUUGUCAUCAGUGUCUUGCAGCAACUGAAGAGCCAGCUCUACUAACCACCCCAUGCGCUCAGGUAGCCCAAGAGAUAGACAGCUGUAUGAGGAUAAGGAGCCUGAUGCUGCUUCCUCUGCAAGGUUUUUUGGGACUACUGACAGCAUCUACCUUCGAAAUACUGUUCACUUGCGGUUCUUUCAAAUGAGGUAAAGAUCUGCUAAACUAUCCGUGAGAGGCAGCGUCUCUGCUGUGUGGACCUUUAUGCCUGAGAAGUUCAUCUGUAACACACCGCCCCUGGUGUUCUGCAAGGGUACAGAAGGGUACUGAGGCCUGAACUUCCUCUGAAUCUUCCUCUCCACUUAAUCUGUGGCUGUGAUUUUAAGCUGUGGUAUUACUAGAAGCAAUCAACUUCAAAGCAGAGUUUUUUAUCUACUCUGUUUUGCACAAUUUGUAUGCUAGGGAAAGCCAAGUGCUGUAAUAGCUUUUGCAUGUCUUAGCAAUACACAGUAACCCUAAAGCCCAUUCUUUGACCAAGCUUUCUUUAAGCUUUCUGGGUUUGUUUUUUGAUUGAUUAUUGUGCCUGUUAGCAAACCCGGGUCUGAUGGCCUUCAGCAGCACAGCGGAAAGGGCAAGCCUUUUCCGAGCCGGGAAGUGAGAGCCAGCCGACCCUAAGAGAGCUGCUGCUUCCUGUUCUUCACUUAUAAAGAUCAGCUCCUCGCUCCUUUGGAGGUGCCCCUUUCUGGAUCAGCUACAGGAGAGAUUCUGAUGCAAGCAGACCACAGCUGUGAAAAAUGUAAACAAAUUUUUAUAAUGUCGCAAGCAGUUUUAAUAAUAAUUGGUCAAUGUUUUGAA